Molecule: messenger RNA, 3101 nt
Organism: Lytechinus variegatus (green sea urchin)
Lineage: Eukaryota; Metazoa; Echinodermata; Echinoidea; Temnopleuroida; Toxopneustidae
Exons: 5
Coding region: 203-1435 (410 amino acids)
Source: RefSeq, a predicted model, not a curated record
UUCCUGAUCACAAUCGCUGACACAGUGACAAGUUAGUGACACGCACUGCACUGAUCACUGAUAAUAUUUCGUUGUUUUAAAAACCAGAGGAUAUUUGAAAAAUGAGCAGGCUCUUAGACGAGACAUGUGAUGAUAUGUUCAUCCAACAAAAGCACUGUGUUCUCUUCUGAGAUGAAGAAGCGUUGCAUUGAGUCGGCUCAAGAUGGCAUUGCUUGCAUGGACAUUGUUCCCUAGGAAAACGUCUGGCAGUGUUUUCAGAUGCCAAAGGGUGCAAGGGUUCUGUAUUUAUCUCUUGAUGCUGCUGGCUAGUAUUACGCAGACGGACAGCAACAACGUGACUACAUCUAUGGAGUUUGAGUACACCACUAUAUUCAUUACUAAUUCCACCAUAGAAAUGUUCAUUCCAUCUACAUCUAUAACAACACCUACACCGUCAUCACAACCAUCAUCCUUGGUGGAAUCUUCUUUCAAUAUGACACCCUCUACAGCCGUAUACCCAUCUCCUACUCCAUCUGGAAUAUCUCAAAUAUGGACUAGUGAUGUCACAAUGUAUACUGAAAUAACCUCUGGUCUUGUUUCCACAAUGUUAAAUCCAACAAUAAUGUCUACACCAGUAACUCCUAUGUCACGGACAUCCUCAUUAUCACAAAGUUUGGUGAGUCCGAUAGCAUCGCAAACUGUGAUUUCAACGGAAGGGGUGCUUCUGACAUCAUCUGUACUGGAAUAUUUGUCACCAUCCUCUAUGGAAUCCUCGUCUUCACCAUCCUCUUUAUUGGGUACAACAUUUAUAAAGUCAACUCCAUCAGUAUCGAUGCCACCAUCUGUUCCCAUGUCAACAACUUUUCCAGUCUCAUCGUUAUCACCUUCAUCAUCACCUCUAUCGCCAUCACCAUCACAGUCACUGUUCCCAUCUUCCUUUCCAUCAUCUUACAUGGCAUCACCAUCUUCCAACUCAGUAAAUGAAGUUUUACCAUCAUCAAGUGCUGCAUUUACCACAACUCAGUCCCUCAGUUCAACUCACAUUGUUCCUACCCCAUCACCUCCAGUGGAUCCUCCCACCCAACCUCCUCUGACCACAGCUGGACCAGACCAACUGUCCAUCCUACAAUGGUUUGGCAUUGCAGUAGGAGGGGCUGCAGUAUUGUUCAUUUUCUUUUUGCUCUUCCAUUGCUACCAACUCAGGCAACGUGCCAUUAGGAAACAAAAGAAAGAGAUGAAGAAGGAAAUAUUAGAUUUCUCACAGAGUAAUCGGAACGACCGCAUUAGCUCAUGGAGGAACAGCCUGGCAUUGGAUGCCAUGGCAACGCAUAUAGAACUUCCUCAUGAAGAUAGUAUGGACAUGCAAGCCAUGGACAAUCUUGGAUUUGAGGAAGUGUUCUUAGGGGAUGAACCAAAGUCAAACAACAACUAUUUUCUACCACAGACCAACUUGUGAUCAAUCUUGAAGCAUCAAUUAUUUUCUUCUGGAUUUACCUCUCGAUGACCAGUGUGGAACACAUCAUCUUGCUUUCGCUUUGAGAAACCUUCAGAGUGUUGGCGUGCAUGGAGCUUGUGGGAAGGACACACCAUUAGGUAAUUGAUGUCUAAUUGUCCCCAAAGUCACAAGUAAUUUUGUUCAGCCAAUGCAGACUUGAUAAGGUGGACCAGGCAUGCCUCUUCUGGUCACUUGAUCCAAUGGUAGUGAUUCACUUGGACUGUAAAGUAUGCUCAUGUGGCAUUUGUCUAUUAAAGGGCUGUGCGAUCAUCUGAUUGAGAGGUUUUCACACCUAUUGCAUUUGUUAUGUACAUGAUCAGCAGCUUGAAGAUGAAAGACCAAGAUGCAAACUGGUGUUGUUUUUUCAUGUUUGAACGUAUAAACCUCUGUUCAUGAGGCGCUCUUACAACUGCUCUAUUAAGAGCCCUUGACAAACAACUUAAGCCAUUCUUAUGAUCAUCGUAAUAGUUUUAAGUCUUCUAGAAUUGUCUCUCAAUCCUACAAAAUCUUGCAUGGUUCUUAUGACAAUUGUGUGGAGUCUGCCUUACAAAGAGGGGGUUUUCUAUGAUUUUUAAAAAAGCAUGGACCAUGUACUCAAGCUGCGAACACCAGCUUCGUACGGCCUUCUUGAGAAGAUCCUACGGAAUGGAAUAAAAAUCAUCCAUACAGUGUUCGGAGCAGUUCUAAGUGGUAUUUUGUUACUUACAUGUAGCCAUUAUUAAAAUGAAAAUGGUAUUCAAUUAAGUCUAAUAGUAUGUAUUCAAGGUAUUUUAUCUUUAUGUAUCACUGAAUUGGUUUUAAUGACACAGUUUAUGUCUGGAGCCAGAUAUUUAUAUAUAAUACAAGUAUUAUGAUUUUAUAACCACAGUACUCAGUAUGCACUCCACUUUAUAUUCCAACCCCAUUCCUUUUCCAGAAUAGAAGCAUGCAUGAUUUUGUUGUGAUUAUUCAAAAGAUGUAUUUCAUUACUUAAUUUAUUACUUGAUAUUGCAUUUUAUAUAUGGAUACAUACUCUUUUUAUGUAAUUUGUAUAUAGGCCAAUAUAAUGUAUAUUUCAAAACAUUCUCUUUUACUCAUAUUUGUGUGAAGUUUAAGAAGUACUAAAAAUAGUGUCAAUUAUUAUUGUGUGCAGGUUCACUAAUGAUAAUAAUAAUAAUAAUAGUAGAUGCUUAUAUAGCACAUAAUAUUCUACAGAAUCUCUAUGUGCUUUACAAGGGAGGUAAUUCAGGUAUAUACUAAAAGAAUAAAGUACAUAAAUACUAAAUUAAAGAUUAACAAAACAUUGCAACACGUAUUCUAAACCAAUAAUCUAACAUGAGAACAACUAUUUUUUUUAAGAUUUGAGAAAGGUGGAAGUACAUGUGAUGGCCCUCAGAUUAUUAGGCAGUUUAUUCCACAGUACAGGUGCUGCUAACUGAAAGGCACAAUCAUCAAACGAACAUGUUUUAGAUGUUGGUACAGUUAAUAAAUUCUGGCUAGAAGAACAGAGAUUCCUUUGUGGGACAUAUUCAACAAUCAGAUUAUAUAGGUACAAUUGGGACUUACUAACUAAUGUUUUAUGACAUAUCGCUAUUAUCUUGAAAACAAUCCUCUUCUGUACAGGCAACCAAUGCAAGUGCGACAACAA